Molecule: messenger RNA, 658 nt
Organism: Coccinella septempunctata (seven-spotted ladybird)
Lineage: Eukaryota; Metazoa; Arthropoda; Insecta; Coleoptera; Coccinellidae
Product: chromatin complexes subunit BAP18
Exons: 4
Coding region: 201-566 (121 amino acids)
Cellular component (GO): NURF complex; MLL1 complex
Source: RefSeq, a predicted model, not a curated record
AUUUUUUGACAUAUGGAGAAAAGUAAAUAUUUAUUUUUGAUCUGUCAAGUUCUGUGCUCUACUUUGUUCGAUCAAAAAUUAAAUUAAUUUCUCUUCGAUGUGGAAACUAAUUGAAACAAUUAUUUACUCUGGAAGUUAUACAGGUGGGUGAAAUAUUUACUGCAGCUGGCCAGGCUUUCACUAAAUUAGGGGACUUGACAAUGCAGUUGCAUCCAAAUGCAGACUCUCCAACAGGCAAAUGGACCGAUGAAGAAAUUGAGAUGUUGCGGCAGGUAGUUAAACAAUUUUCAGAUGGCUUACAUCAGCUUAGUGAACAUAUCAAAAGGAGGACAGUAACCCAAAUUAGAACAGCUCUGAAGAAGAAGGCUUUCGAAGAUGCUGGCUUACCAGUUAGACAAAUUUCUGUACCAUCAUCCCAGUUACAAUUGCAGCAAGUUCCUCAGACUCAUAAAUCAGAAGUAACCUUAAAUAUGUUGAAUGCAGCAGAAUCUGAAGUGGAUGUUGAAGGUUUACAUGAAGAAGUUAAAUUAGAGUUUGAAGGUGCAGAUGACAAUGUUGCAUCUUAAUCAGUUAAGUGUACUUCAUUAUUUUUGUGAUAUACUUCUCAUUGUACAAAUUACAAUAUUUUGAAUAAGAUCAAUAAAUUUUAUUAAGGAAG